Trichoderma gamsii is the source of this 1440-nucleotide messenger RNA. RefSeq lists its product as hypothetical. Lineage: Eukaryota; Fungi; Ascomycota; Sordariomycetes; Hypocreales; Hypocreaceae. Gene Ontology annotation, molecular function: transmembrane transporter activity. Gene Ontology annotation, cellular component: membrane. The coding region runs from base 1 to 1440 and encodes 479 amino acids. The record is from RefSeq and is a predicted model, not a curated record. Gene Ontology annotation, biological process: transmembrane transport. The transcript has 5 exons.
AUGACUCUCCCUAGUUCUGUUGAACGGCCAAAUGCUGAACAAGGAGUCCCGCUGAGCAGCUUCAGGGCCAUCUUCAUAGCAGCACUCCUGAUAUUGACUCAACUGGUUCAGAUAGCACCCUUUGGCGCUGGCGUGGCUGCCGCUUCGAGUAUUGGGCGUGAAUUCAACGUAUCUGACCAUCAAAGCGCGUGGAUUGCAGCGUCUUACCCCUUGACACAAGGAGCCUUUGUCCUUGCAGGUGGCCGCGUAGGUGCUGUGUAUGGUCAUAAGCAUACGUUUUCUGUAGCCAGUCUUUGGUGGGUCAUAUGGACUUUGCUCAGCGGCUUUGCACCCAAUAUUAUUGCGUUGAGCUGCUUUCGUGGCCUUGCAGGAAUUGGAGGAGCUUUCAUGGUGCCAAACGCCAUUGCGCUUAUUGGUAUUACCUUCCCACCAGGAGAGAUUCGAAAUAUAACAAUAGGGUUGUUUGGUGCUAUGGCCCCCGUCGGCUCAGCGCUUGGGAAUUUCCUGGGUGCGCUUUUCGUGCAGCUGACUAAAUGGAAAUAUCUCUUCUUUUGCCUGGCAAUUGUCGGAACUAUUGUAUUCACUGCUGCAUGGAUCCUCUUACCGGCAGAGGAUCAGCCAUUAGACCCGGAAGGAUCUAUUGACUAUAUCGGAGCUUAUCUGGGUAUUGGUGGCUUGGUGCUAUUCAACUUUGUCUGGAACCAGGCACCAGUCGUUGGAUGGGCUACUCCGUAUGAAUACGUGUUGUUGAUACUAGCAGUACUGCACUUUGCUGGCUUCGCUUUAUGGGAAAGAAAAUACGCGAAGCAGCCCAUUAUGCCCAUGAAUAUUUGGGCAGCACCGUCAUUCUUCUCCCUGCUCGUGGUGACGCUCUUCUGCUUCAUGAGCACGGGUAUUUCGAUCUGGUACUUCAGCAUAUGGAUGCAGACAGCCCGACACUGGUCGCCAUUGUUGACCUCUGCUGGAUUUGUGCCGCUCGGUGUAAUGGGCGCCGUAGGUUCUGUUGCUGCAGCGUGGCUCAUCCCAAGGCUUGCGGCGCAAUACAUCCUUGCAAUUGGUGCAACAUGCAUGACAGUAUCGUGCAUCCUCUUUGCAAGUAUGCCUGCUGAGCAAUUAUACUGGGCGCAGGCCUUUCCAGCCAUGAUCUGUCUUGCGUUCUGUCCAGACUUUGUUUUCACUGCGGCUCAGAUCAUCACCAGCAACUCUGUUAGACUUGAGCAUCAGGGUAUCGCGGGCUCACUUAUCGGCACGCUGAUGACCUACGGGAUGUCAACCGGUCUUGGCUUUGCGGGGACUGUGGAAAUGAAGGUCAACAAUCAUGGUGUCGAUAUUGUCAAGGGUUAUCAAGGGGCAUUCUAUCUCGCUGUAGGAUUGGCUGCCGCAUCCCUCGUGCUAGAUUUAGCAUUUGUCAGAAUGCCAAAAGAUGCACGUGGAGCGUAG